AUGGCCAACAUCGAUCCCGUAAAUGAGUUGACUGUCAGCGAUGGCAGGCAUACUCAUCCUCCGGUUUUGUUUCCUCACGGACAAGGUACGACUAGUCGUAUAACUCCACAACAGAAAGCAAGAAUUAAAGAAUUGAGAAAUUCUCACGUGAAGCCAAUGCUAAUCAUGGAUAGAUUAAGAAAAGAUGAUCCGAAGAUACAAACCUCUAUGAAGCAUGUUUACAAUGAGUUGGCCAAGAUUAAAUCUGAGGAAAUGGAGGGCAUGACUGUUAUUCAGUUUAUGAUGCAUAACUUUCAACAAGGCGAGUAUCGAUAUUGGCAUCGCGUCGAUAGUGAAACGAGCAACACAAUUACAGAUGUUAUGUUUGCAUGUCCCGAAUCUAUUAAGUUACUACGGUUGUUCAUAAAUGUUGAGGCAAAUGCGACGAAAUUUAUGGGAGGCAACAAAGACCAAGGUUUAAUAUUCCGACGUGUGUUGUGGGCUAAGCUGGUGAAAUCAGAAACCGAAGAAGAGUAUCAUUACAAUUACAAUGAAAUUGUUGGACGGUAUGGAGGAUAUCCUAGACUGAUACAGUAUUUGAAUGAUACGUGGUUGAUAUACAAGGAGGAGUUUGUUCGAGCCUAUACUCACAAUGUGUAUCAUUUUGGCAACACGAGCACCAAUAGGGUGGAGAGUGCUUAUUCUUCUGCGAAGGGUUGGUUAAAUGCUUCGACCGGAGGUCUGGAUAACGUGCAAGGCAAACUUCGGGACCAAAUUUAUAUCCAAAUUAGUCAGCUGAAGUGCGAUUUUUCAUUAUCAUCCCAGAUAAGGAAGCAUACUGCAGCAUGGUUGUUUUUUCAGGGUUUGAUUUGUUAUGUUACGCAUCUGGCAUUAGAGAAAUUGGAUCAAGAGAUGGAGUCCCCGACGAUGCAAGAUCCGAGUAUUUGCACACACUAUCUUUGGAAUACUCAUGGGCUCCCAUGCGCGUGCAAAAUUAUGCAGAAAAUGGAAGAUAAUGACACGUUCGUCAUUUCAGACUUGCAUCCAUUCUGGAGUACCAUGGCAGUUGAGCCUUCGGAGCUACCCGAGUAUCAAGUAAACCGCGAGGAGAUUGUGGAUAGACAGAUUGAUGACCCUGAAUUUCAAUUUUAA
Erythranthe guttata (spotted monkey flower) is the source of this 1131-nucleotide messenger RNA. NCBI's taxonomy places the organism in Eukaryota, Viridiplantae, Streptophyta, Magnoliopsida, Lamiales, Phrymaceae. The record is from RefSeq and is a predicted model, not a curated record.